CCUUUAGAGAACCAUUUUUUUCAGAGGAAGUGAGCCCUCUCUGGAGGACGUGGUCAGUGACUGGUCAGUGGGGGAGGUCAGUGGUCAGUGGGGGAGGUGACUGGUCAGUGGGGGAGGUCAGUGGUCAGUGCUGGUAAGCUGCUGGUCCGCUCAGACGCACCAUGAAGCUGGCUGUGACCCUCCUGCUAUGCGCUCUGCUCGCCCUCGGCCAACAGGCGCCUUCCAGCGAGUGUGAGUGUGAGUUGACGUCUUCAGAGAAGAUGUUCCCUCGAGACAGACUGCAGGCGGUGGAGGACGGGGCAUCCAAAUGCAACAGCGACAUCACCCCACAGAAGGUGUCCGAGCUGGACCUCCUGCUGCUGGCUCUGCAGCGCCGGCUGCCCCAGCUGCAGGAGGACGUGUCCACGCUGGAGAGGGAGGACGACGGGCAGCUCUACGGGGUCAUCAGCCUGCAGGUGGUGGAGAACGAGCUGGCGCAGAUCAACCAGCUCGUAGCCAGGCUCAAGAGCGCCACCUCUGGCCAUCGGAGCCUCACUGCCAACGCCACCCAACAGUUGGAGAACCUGAAAGCAGCGCUGACGGAGCUGGAGGCGUACGACACCAUGCGGGUGGUGACCACGCAACAAACCAACCAGCGUCUGAGGAGAGACCUGGACCAGUGCACCAACGGACUGGACCACGUCGCCGAGCCCAGCCGGCCUCCACGUGGUAACUGCCCCCACGGUCGCUUUCUGAACAUUACCGGACCGAGGGUCUACACGGCCGGAGAACCCGGCUCCCACAAGUAUGGAGCGUGGGGUCGCGACCCCAGACCGGAGGCGGGGAAGGAGAGCUGGUAUUGGCUGGUGAUGCUGACCUCCAGCAACAGAAACGCCAACUCCGUCCGUCUGUACUCCAGCCUGAGCUCGCUCAUCGUUGGCGUGAGCUCCCCAGGUAGAGUCCUCUUGUUAGAGGUAGUAGCGCCACUCCUCAGAGUUCAGGGAGGUACUCACGAGAUACUCACUAGAGCAUGUGUGGCGCCUACAGCAACAAUCCAUGACUCCAAUCACAAGGGGGGACCCAAAUAGAGACAAACCCGAGCAUAAAGACGUUAACCGUGAGUUUCAUAAGAAACACACUGAAAAUGGGCAUUAGGAAAACAAUAAGAAACUUAACCAAAGCUGAGCCAAAUCUACGUAAUUAGCUCUUCCAGAUGAUGUUAUUGGAGUAAAGGAAUCAAAUUCAGAAUUUCCCGGGGGUUGUGAAGUGACAUAAAGCCAUUUCUAACUGGAACAUCCAAUAGACAGAGAGGCUACGCACCUUUACAAUGAACAAUUAACACAUGUAUUCUUUCCACUCUUGUUCUACUUCUUCCUUAUCUUCUUCUUCUUC
Molecule: messenger RNA, 1371 nt
Organism: Pseudoliparis swirei
Lineage: Eukaryota; Metazoa; Chordata; Actinopteri; Perciformes; Liparidae
Product: olfactomedin-4-like
Exons: 5
Coding region: 162-1067 (301 amino acids)
Biological process (GO): signal transduction
Source: RefSeq, a predicted model, not a curated record